Molecule: messenger RNA, 1593 nt
Organism: Aspergillus puulaauensis
Lineage: Eukaryota; Fungi; Ascomycota; Eurotiomycetes; Eurotiales; Aspergillaceae
Exons: 4
Coding region: 1-1593 (530 amino acids)
Molecular function (GO): heme binding; iron ion binding; oxidoreductase activity, acting on paired donors, with incorporation or reduction of molecular oxygen
Source: RefSeq, a predicted model, not a curated record
AUGAUUGAAUCAGUCGUCCAGAUGCCGGGUGUCUUGGACAUCCAUCAAGGCAUUACCUUCUUUGCCGCAGUCUCUGUCUUACUUGUCCUUAUUAAACUUGCAAACAAAACCGACAUUCCAAAGAUCAAAGGCCUUUCGGAGGUUCCCGGCGUUCCUGUCUUUGGGAGUCUGUUUCUUCUGGGGAAGCAUCAUGCACGCAACUGUGCCAAACUAGCCAAGUCCUAUGGCGAUGUUUUCCAGGUUCGCCUAGGGAAUAGGAGGUUCAUCUAUGCAAACUCCUUUGAAGCGGUUAGGGAACUCUGGAUCAAGAACCAAUCUGCCCUCAUCUCUCGCCCCCAGUUCUGGACGUUCCACAGCGUUGUGUCCGAGACUCAGGGCGUGUAUACCCUCGGAACGUCGCCCUGGAGCGAGUCUGUCAAGAGAGCGAGAAAGGCUGCUGCCACGGCUCUCAACCGAAAGGCUGUGCAGACCUACCUCCCCUUCAUUGAUUUGGAGUCCACGACCAGCAUCAACGAGUUGUUCAAGAAUCAAAAGCUCGACGACGACAUUGACCCAAAUGGAUACUUCCAGCGCUUUUCGCUCAACAUCAGCUUGACCCUCAAUUACGGAAUUCGCCUCGAUGGCACGGUGCGCGACCACACCUUGAACGAGGUUGUAACGGUCGAGCGAGAGCUGGGUAAUAUUCGCGGUAUUGCUCAUAACUGGCAAGAUUAUGUCCCUCUUUUGAGACUUUGGCCCGGGUUCAAGAAGAAUGCCAUCAAGUUCCGUGGUCGUCGGGACGAGUAUAUCCUAUCGUUCUACAACCAGCUUAAGGAGAAGAUUGCCAAUGGAACCGAUAACCCGUGUAUUGCUGGCAACGUGUUCAAGGACCCUGACGCCAAUCUCGGCGAAAAUGAACUCAAGUCCAUUUGUCUGACAAUGGUCGCCGCUGGUCUGGACACCCUCCCCGGUAAUAUCAACAUGACAACUGCGUACCUGUCCUCCCCUCAUGGCCAGGAGCUGCAGAAGCGCCUGUACGACGACAUCAUCCGUUCCUACCCGGAUGAGGACCCCUGGCACGCCGUCCUGGUUGAGGAAAAGUCCGAAUUCAUGCGCUGCUUCGUCAAGGAAGUUCUUCGCUACUGGUCCACCCUGAACCUGUCGUUCAACCGUCAGAGCGUGAAGGAUAUCCAGUACAAAGGCGCUACAAUUCCGGCCGGUACACCCUUCUUGAUGAACAUGUGGGCAGCCAACCACGAUGCCGAGCAAUUCAAAAACCCCAUGGAGUUCAACCCAGAUCGCUUCAUGGGCAUCGAAGAGGCCGGCGCAGGCACUCAGCAUUUCGGCUACGGGGCCGGCACCCGCAUGUGCGCUGGAUCCCAUCUUGCCAAUCGCGAGUUGUAUGCCAUCUUCUCGCGACUGGUGCUGGCCUUCUACAUCAAGCCAACAGCCGACCCUAAGAGCCGACCUAACUUGGAUACCAUUGACUGCAACUCGGUUCCAACCAGUAUGGUGACGCAGCCGAAGCCGUUCAAGGUGCGUUUUGUACCGAGGAAUGAGAAGCAGUUGGAGAACUGGAUUAACGAGAGUGUUGAUAAAACUGCCUAUCUGUAA